UCUUCAAAGCUAUCCACAUUAUUUUUCCGUGGAUCAAAAAUAAAAUUGACCAAUCAUCAUGAAAUCUGUGGCUAAUUUUUUGGUUAUCUGUGCAGUUUUUGCUUCAGUUUUGGGACGUCCUGGAACUUUGACAGAGGAUGUGGUAAUGUUUAAGGAUGAAUGCAUGAGGGAGACUAAUAUAUCGUCUGAUUUGCUGAGAAAUUUUACUGAAGGAGACUAUUCAGUUGAAAGACAAAUUGGCUGCUAUUCUGAUUGUCUGUCCAUCAAAUUGGGAUUCCUGCAAGAUGAUCGUACAUUGAACACUAAUGGUGUUAUUGAAAUGCUUUCAACCGAAAUUCCCAGGGAGGCAGUGGAUGAGUUUGUGAAAAAGUGUGCUGGAAAAAUUGGGAAAAAUCAGUGCGAAAUUACCCUAAACUGGAUAAAGUGCGAUGCAUCCGUUGCUAAGAAGAUUUUCCAAUAAUUCGUUCAUAAAUAAUGAGAUGCUUGUGUUAUACUCUUAUACUCUGGGGA
This is a messenger RNA of Phlebotomus papatasi, 510 nucleotides long. RefSeq lists its product as uncharacterized. NCBI's taxonomy places the organism in Eukaryota, Metazoa, Arthropoda, Insecta, Diptera, Psychodidae. Gene Ontology annotation, molecular function: odorant binding. The coding region runs from base 59 to 460 and encodes 133 amino acids. The transcript has 2 exons. The record is from RefSeq and is a predicted model, not a curated record.